Molecule: messenger RNA, 1586 nt
Organism: Symphalangus syndactylus (siamang)
Lineage: Eukaryota; Metazoa; Chordata; Mammalia; Primates; Hylobatidae
Gene: MAMSTR
Product: MEF2 activating motif and SAP domain containing transcriptional regulator
Biological process (GO): regulation of transcription by RNA polymerase II
Cellular component (GO): nucleus
Molecular function (GO): transcription coregulator activity
Source: RefSeq, a predicted model, not a curated record
CUCUAGACUCAACCCGCCCCAGAGCACAGCUUCGCCGAGCCCACCUGGUCCCCAUCCCGGCCUUGGCAAUGACCCUGGCGGCUUCCUCCCAGCGUUCCCAAAUCAUUCGCUCCAAGUUCCGAUCUGUCCUCCAGCUUCGGAUCCACAGACGGAAUCAGGAGCAGAUCUCGGAUCCGGACCCGUGGAUCUCAGCCUCAGGCCCUCCUCUGGCCCCGGCCUUGCCCUCGGGCACGGCCCCUUUCCUCUUCAGCCCUGGGGUCCUGCUCCCCGAGCCAGAAUAUUGUCCUCCUUGGAGGUCCCCAAAGAAGGCGUCUCCCAAGAUCUCCCAACGUUGGAGGGAGUCCAAGCCCAGGGGGACCUUGACAUACCACCAGUACAUGCCCCCAGAGCCGAGACAGGGAUCCAGGGCAGACCCCCAAGCCGAGGGGUCCGCCCUGGGUCCUCCUGGGCCACCUCUGUGGGAAGAGACAGACUCGCAGCAGCCACAUCCUAGGAUGAAGCCCUCUCCCCUCACUCCCUGCCCACCAGGAGUCCCUAGCUCCUCGCCCCCUCCACACAAGUUGGAACUUCAGACCCUUAAACUGGAGGAGCUGACGGUCUCAGAGCUCCGGCAGCAGCUGCGCCUGCGGGGCCUCCCAGUGUCGGGGACCAAGUCUAUGCUCCUGGAGCGCAUGCGCGGCGGCGCCCCGCCCCGCGAGCGGCCGAAGCCGCGGCGCGAGGACAGUCCCGCGGGUGCUCCCUGGCCGCGCCUCAGACCCAAGGCCCUGGCAGCCGCCCGGCGUCAGGGCUCGGUCAAGCCCAGCGCAGCACCUCACAGGCCACCUCUUCCACGUGCCGCGGAUACCCCGGGGACGGCUCCGGCUCCAACUCCCACUCCGGCUCCUGUUGCAGCUCCAGCCCUGACCCCUUCCUCAGCGCCGGGCUCAGCGGCUCUGACUCUGGAGGAGGAGCUGCAGGAAGCGAUCCGGAGGGCGCAGUUGCUUCCGAACCGGGACAUCGAUGACAUCCUGGAGGAUCAGGUGCAGCCUGACGACCCCCUGCCCCCUAUUCCCCUGGACUUCCCUGGCUCCUUCGACGUGCUGUCCCCCUCCCCGGACUCUGAAGGCCUCUCAUCUGUUUUCUCCUCUUCACUCCCGUCUCCCACGAACUCCUCCUCCCCUUCUCCCAGGGACCCCACGGACUCCCUGGACUGGCUGGAGGCCCUGAGCGGGGGUCCUCCUCUGGGUUCUGGUCCCCCACCCCCCAGCAUCUUCUCCGCUGACUUAUCUGACUCCAGCAGCAGCCGGCUGUGGGACCUGCUGGAGGAUCCGUGGUGAUGGAUUCUGGGAUUUACAGAGACAGAGAACUGGUGGGGGUGGAGAGAAGCUCCUUGGGGGAGGAAAGGGAACUAUCAGCAGAGCCCCUCCUACCGCAGACACAGGAUCGGAGACAACCUCCAACCCCACCUGCCUCCUGAAGUGCUGCUGACAUGCAACUGCCUUAACUUUGCCUACCUAGCCUCCUUAUGAUCCCCCUCCGGGGUGGUAUGGUUGGGGGGCUUCUUUUGCUGCUGGCCACGGCAAACAAGCUGCUUGCUGCUUCCUUCA